ACUGCUUCGGGGGCAGUUGGUGCCUGAGGCCAUACAUCUACCCAAUCAUCCGACUUCAGCCCUGCAAUUAAUUUGUGUUGUACCCACUGCCUUCCUGCAUGUCGAUGGGCGGAGAGCAUCAUUGGGUCCAUUCGGUGGUCACCGCACGACACCAACAACAAAAUGUUCCUCUUGAACAAGGACGAAAAGUCGCCCCCGAAAUGCUACUUCACCUCUUCGUCCCUCGCAGCAUAUAUCGAUCAUGCUCAGAUCCCACGCAAGAAGAAACCCUUCUCUACAAUCCUCGCCCAUACCUUCACUCAUACUCUUGACAUCGCGCUUCCCAACCCAAGCGCCGAAACUCUGCAAAAGGUCUUGAGCAAUGCCAAAGACGGGACUCUUCACUUCGCCAAAGUUUACCUCAAGCUUGAAGACAUCCUCACCGGUGACUUCUUCAAUGCCUACAUCAAGACCGGGAACAUCUUAAUGCUCUCUGAAGGUAGACCAGGCGUGGACCCUGUCUUCUCACUAUCCGAUGGCAUCCUGCGCCUGGAAAUUGACAGACCAACGUUUGAGCGUGUGGGGUUGGAAGGCAAGCCGAUCCCAAGUGCCGGAAGGAAGCACAUCAAAGUCAGAUAUGCGGUCGAGCUCAAUCUUAGACUCCCGUCUAUGGUCCGCGGCAAGCCUGGAUUCGAAAGAGUCCUCUGGGCCGCACGGAACGUCUUGAAUCACAGCCUCGCCUGGGUUUUCUGCAACCUGCGCGAACCAAACGAUAGCGCUGGACCUAUCGCGCAGCACCAGCCGGUAUGGAAGACUUCUCAACCACAAGUGGAGACUCUACGCAACGUUUUGAUACCACCCUUCCCCGACCACGUGUCUGAAAAUGACCACGAAACGGCCGAGGAGUUGCUGGAAUGGCUGAGUCUGGUCAACAUCCUCUCCCCUCGGGUGCAGAAGGGCGACAAUGUCGAUCCCGCUAUCAGUCGAUACGAAGUACCCACCACCAGCAACGAAUCAGCAGAAGGAAGCACUCGGGAUCUUGUGCGACUUCGAUGGCGGGGUUUCAUGCCAUCUGCAUUCAUCGAAAAGCUUCUACUGGCAACGCUAAAAUCCGUCGGAGAGGACUGGUAUGCAAUUGCCGCUCGCAGCUUCGAUGGUCAGGCGUACACGAUCCUGCAAAACGGCAGCCACACGAUGACCUGGGAAUAUCAAGGAUGAGGGUCGUCCGACGUGGUAAUAGCUACAUGCUAUCACAUUACUGCAUCGGUACGACGCUCGCAAGCACAUUCUGCAGCGGUGUGAGAACUUCGUCAGCCCCGGACCACCUGUCGCCAGCCGUGCUGACGGCCUUGACCAACAGCGGAUACAAAUACCGCAAAUGAGCUCGGUCUCGACUCAUCACCAUACCGCUCGCAUCGGCUCCUCCCAACACCUCCUCACCACAGCGAAGUUCCUUGAUGGCGGUAAAGCAGAAAAGCAGCUCCUCCAAUUCCGACAACGGCUGCGGUCUGCGUCCGCGUAGCGGCUGGUCGGCAAUGUAAGCUCGAAGCGGAAUCGCCAGACGCAGGAUGAGAAACGGCGCCGCUGCUUUGGCGAGGAGCUUGCUUUCGCUU
This is a messenger RNA of Neohortaea acidophila, 1592 nucleotides long. RefSeq names its product ribonuclease P 40kDa subunit-domain-containing protein. The transcript has 4 exons. The record is from RefSeq and is a predicted model, not a curated record. Gene Ontology annotation, molecular function: ribonuclease P activity; ribonuclease MRP activity. Gene Ontology annotation, biological process: endonucleolytic cleavage in ITS1 to separate SSU-rRNA from 5.8S rRNA and LSU-rRNA from tricistronic rRNA transcript (SSU-rRNA, 5.8S rRNA, LSU-rRNA); tRNA 5'-leader removal; tRNA 3'-end processing. The coding region runs from base 163 to 1197 and encodes 344 amino acids. Gene Ontology annotation, cellular component: multimeric ribonuclease P complex; ribonuclease MRP complex. Lineage: Eukaryota; Fungi; Ascomycota; Dothideomycetes; Mycosphaerellales; Teratosphaeriaceae.